AGUUAGGUUCAGUGAUUAGAGUGUACAUUGUAGUUAUUACCAAUGUCAAAGAUUUUAUGCAGAAUGAAUUUUCCUUUGAUGAAAAGCUACCGAUAAGUGCAACAAACAAGUAUUCUUUCUCGAAUUGAAAAUUAAAUCCCACCAAGUGUUAUCAUUGGAACAUUGAGGUCAAUAUUCACGGAACGGAAACUCCCCAAUACUGAUUUUUCACUGUAAGAAGUCACUAUCCUUCAAAAGACAUGGAGGAAAACACUUUGGAUGAAAGGCUCUCAGGCAAAGAAUUGGAAUCAUGCAGAAUAAAAAAGUGCAGUUGCUGUUUUAAGGAAUCGCUUAGUUAUUACUGUACCUACUGUGAGGAUAAUUUAUGCGAAGAAUGCAAGUUGCCCCAUCUUACUCGAAAUGCAAAGACUGACAAAGGCCACAAUGUUGUAUGUUACCGGGACAAGAAUCAAGGCAUUGUUCAAAGACGGACAUGUGAAAUUCACACAAACAUUCCAAGUACAGCCUACUGUAAAAAAUGCAACAAAUCUGUGUGUAAGAAAUGUGAAAGGCGUAGAUGUAGAUCCCAUAAGACUUUACAAAUAAUUGAACUUCUGAAGAUAAAAAUAAAUCAAAUUCUCAAAUCACGUGAAAAUCUUACUUUUUUACUACAUCAAUUAGAGGAGAACUGCCAUUAUUUUCACAAUUGUAUGGACAAUUUGGAGCGCAAUCAUAAGAUAGUAAAAAGUGAAAUUUAUAAUUUUGCAGAUAAGCUAUGGGAUGUAGUGAAACAGUGGAAAAGUGAAAUGUUGUCUCGUCUAAAUAAAGCAAAACGGAGUUCUGAAAAGCCGAUUAAAAAUUCUCUUACAAAAACAAGAGAAAAAUGUAAUGACAUAGAAAGAAAAAUAGAAGAGAAAAGAGAAAUUCUUCUCGACAUUGAAGCAUUACAUAAUCCUGAACUGUUACCUGAACCCGAGGACAUCGAGUGUCUCCCUGAAAAAACAGACUUGAAAAUACCAAGAAUAAGUCUCUCCACUUCAGACAUUAACACGGAAUUCUUGAGUAACUUUGCGAACAUAACUGUGUCAACCAGUAAUAUGAAUAGUUGUGACGUACACGAGGUAGAAUCAAAGCAUUUCAAUAAUAAGAUACAAGACAUGACUUGCAGUAAAGAUGGAAAUACCUUGUUUGUUACAGAGCAAGGAAGAGGUAAAAUUUCAAAAAUCGAUCAUGAUGGCGAGAUUCAGACCGAGUUUGGGACAAAAUGUAAGAAACCCCUGUUUUCUGCAUAUUGUACCGGAGGAGUUAUUUAUGGUAACCCCGAAAAUAAAACGAUUGAAAUAUCCACUUCCGAGUCUACGGAUGAAGUAAGGACUAUAAUGUCUACAGGAAAAUGGUAUUCCAGAGGAAUUACAAUUACGCAAGAAAAAAUGCACGUUUGUCUUCGUUCAUAUCCUGAAAAAAAUAAAGAACGACGCGCAAAGGUUUCUACUUUCGAAGUACCUGAUAAUCUCAUAAAGUCUUUCAGGAAGGUGAAAAGCAUUGAAUUCCAUGAAAAUCAAUCUCUCUUUCAGGAUCCAAGAUUCAUUGCAGAAAAUAAUAAGAAUGCAGAUUUGUGUGUAACGGAUACAGCAAAGAAACUUUUAAUCGUAGUUGAUAAAUGGGGAAAAUUUAGGUUUACAUACGAAAGAGACCUACCGAGCCACAAGUUUAACCCACAAAAUGUUUGUGCUGAUAGUGAAGGCUUUCUUCUUUUACUAGACGUUUCUCAGAUAACAGCAAACAUUCAUGUCAUCAACGACGAUGGACAAUACAUCUGCCAUAUUGAAUCCGAAUACCUGAAUAGUCCCACGGCUAUGUGCAUUGAUUGCAACGAUAGGUUGUGGUUAGCGGACAGAGCAAAUGAUAAGACUAAAAUUCUUUGCAUGCAAAAAAGUGAUGACAUUCUGAAGACAUUGGAAGAGUUUAAGAAUCAUUCAGAGAAAGAACCGAAAAACAACAAAUUGACAACUGCGGGAAAUAAAGUUGUUUUACAACACUCACAAGCAUCAUCAUGUACAAUUCAUUAAAAGCAACGAAAAACCAUGUAUCUGAAUCUAAAUAAAGAAACAUUAAAUAUAUCAAUCAUAUCUGAGAACAAAUUUACAACUCGCUAUAAAAAGAAUGUCACUGGCCUUUUGUAUUGACUGAGUACGACGCAAACAGUGUCGCAAAAUCCAAAAACAUUGAUCAUAUGUGUGGGAAGAACAACACUAAUAUUCCUGAAGUUUACUGAAGAAAUGGAAACAGAUUUGACUGUGAACCGUCUUUGUCGUGACGAAGUCAUCUAAGCUUCGUCUUUUGACCAAUCAAAUAUUGGGUGAACGAUUCUUUAUGCACUUUCAGAUAUAUCCAAUUGUAUUUAUUAUACCCCCCGCUUGAAAAGCGGGAGGAUAUAUAGUAAUCGUUAUGUCUGUCCGUCUAGCUGUACGUCUGUCUGUUACGCUUUGGGGUACCCAUCUCUUAUCCGAAACUCCUCUCAUACCACUGAAUGAAAUUUGAUGAAACUUUCACAGAAUCUUUGUUACAAAUUGCCAUUGUGCACCUCUUAUGUUACUCUUUGAUCCGACACAUAUUUUGGGUUUUCCAUAGCAAAACAUAGACACUGCCAUUAUAUUCAUGUGGGAGGUGCGAGUAUCAUUUAGUGAGCUCAUUGCUUACAGUACCUCUAGUUUUGGUUCAUGUUAUUAAAAAAGAAAGCAAUAAUUGUAUAUUAGUGUAAUAUUGAUAUAUAAGAGGGACAGUAUAAUUUUACCUCCAAGAACUGCCGAUGUGUUCUCUGUUUAUUUUUCAACUUGAAAUCUGUG
Messenger RNA from Saccostrea cuccullata (small rock oyster), 2825 nucleotides. RefSeq lists its product as uncharacterized. The transcript has 3 exons. The record is from RefSeq and is a predicted model, not a curated record. Bases 240 to 2048 code for a protein of 602 amino acids. Gene Ontology annotation, molecular function: zinc ion binding. Lineage: Eukaryota; Metazoa; Mollusca; Bivalvia; Ostreida; Ostreidae.